AUGCAGGAAAUCGCAUCGGACGGCCUGCUUAUCCCUCGGCAUCCCACCGCAUCUCACCUCACCUCGCACACAGUCGCAGUCGCACAGAGGCAGUCAGUUGCUUGGCCCAUGUGGCCACCGCUCUGCCAGACCCCAGCCUACCAACGCUUCUUAACAGCCACAUUCGUCCGCCGCUGCAGCCGUGGGUCGAAGCUUCUAGGGGCUACUGCAGCCACUGCAUACUCUCUGCAUGCACCCGGCCGUGAUCCCUUCUUUUUUGCGCCCCCAGUAUCUGUAUGUACGAAGUACAGACGACAGCCUACGAAUACAGAGUACUGGCCACCAAGAUCAAGACCUGCACCUCGACCGAGACCAUUCAGAAGACCAGUAGAGAGCAUACAUUGCAAGCUAGAUGCACAUCCACAGCCAGACCGAGCCAAGCUUGAAUCCUCUGUACCUUGCCGCUCGAUGAAUGUGCAGUGA
Molecule: messenger RNA, 462 nt
Organism: Colletotrichum paranaense
Lineage: Eukaryota; Fungi; Ascomycota; Sordariomycetes; Glomerellales; Glomerellaceae
Exons: 3
Coding region: 1-462 (153 amino acids)
Source: RefSeq, a predicted model, not a curated record